AUGCAAGCUGUAAGAUCUCUACUAUAUAAAGUGCAUCCGCAUUCUAAGGUACCUGUGGAUCCUAAGACGAAAGGCUAUACUCUCGAGAAGCAAGAAUGGCUGGAGGCUGAUGUCUGGGAGGUGUGGAGAGUCAACCCCACCAAUACGACGGGUAGCAGUCUCUGCAAGAUCGGCGUUGAUUCUCAGGACCAAAGGCUCUGCGUGUUUAAUGCCAGCAACACUUCGGAUAAGUUCCCGGAAGAUGCGAAGCUGAAGUUGCGUGACAUUUUGAUGGGAAUAUGGGUAGAGGGGUCAGGGAAACAGCCGGAAGAUUUGCGCAGCAUUCUUUAUCAAAAUGCUUCGAGAGAAGAUGUGAAGCGAAUAUCUGCUGAGGUACACAGCCUGAUGAAGCAGCCGGAUAAGACCGUGCCUCUAUUGGUCAAGGCAGAAGGUAAUACCAUCGAGGAGAAAGCCGCAUUCAAUAGACUAAAAGAUGACAACCCUUUUGGUAGCGGAGUGCAGAAGAUGCUGCAUGAAUAUAAAGGGAUGAAGGGUAAGACGAUCAAAGAAUUUGUUUUGGCGCAGCCAGAACACCAGAACCUGCAGAUGGAGAUAAGGAUAGGCAGUGUUUGA
Messenger RNA from Ophidiomyces ophidiicola, 612 nucleotides. RefSeq lists its product as uncharacterized. Lineage: Eukaryota; Fungi; Ascomycota; Eurotiomycetes; Onygenales; Onygenaceae. The coding region runs from base 1 to 612 and encodes 203 amino acids. The transcript has a single exon. The record is from RefSeq and is a predicted model, not a curated record.